This is a messenger RNA of Rhododendron vialii, 1293 nucleotides long. RefSeq names its product scarecrow-like protein 4. NCBI's taxonomy places the organism in Eukaryota, Viridiplantae, Streptophyta, Magnoliopsida, Ericales, Ericaceae. The record is from RefSeq and is a predicted model, not a curated record. The coding region runs from base 349 to 873 and encodes 174 amino acids. The transcript is spliced from 3 exons.
GAAUCAUGCAACUCCAUUCAUGCUUCCAAAGAUGAGAUAGAGCUACAGUUUGCAAUAAACCACUUGGGUAAGAUAAACUUGUUGGUGCAAAUUUUUCGUAGGUUAGUGGUACAUUCAAGUAUUUGGAAUGCUACAUCUUUUGAGUUUGGUCACUUUUGGCCCUUGCCGAUUCCUGAACUUUCUUUUUCUGCAUAAGUUAGAAAUACUAGGCUUGAUGGAAGCUACGGCAGCUAAUUUUUCUUUUUUGCUGUCGCUGAUGUCGGUUAAAUUUUGGUUAAGUUGUUAGUUCACUGAUUGGUGUUAGUAGGAAAAUGGCGCGGAGAACUAGCAAAGAAGGUAGGAUUGCAAAUGCAUCAUCAAGACGGCACCAUUAUUCAUAUCCAGAAGGGAUCAGAUUGGACAAAAUUAAUGGUCAAUCAGGUUUGCACUAACAGGAGGAUCCGGGUUGGCCAAGUCGCUGAACCUGUUGAUCGUGACGCUGGGCGAGUACGAGGUGAGUCUGAACCGGGUGGGAUUCACCAACUGGGUGAAGAACGCGCUGGUUUACUACUCGGCGGUCUUCGAGUCGAUAGGGCCAAACCUGAGCAGGGACUCGCUGGAGAGGGAGCAAGUGGAGAGGCUGCUCCUCAGCCGCCUCAUCGCCGCGGUGGUCGGACCGGGAGGAGGAGGGAGCGCACAGAGGACAGGGAGCAGUGGAAGGUUUUGAUGGAGAGCGCUGGCUUCGAGUCGGUUCCGGUCAGCCAUUACGCACGGAGCCAGGCAGAGAUACUCCUGUGGAAUUACGAUUACAGUCCGUUGUUUUCAUUGGUUCAGUCGGAACCUGGUUUUUGGGAAUGGGGAUGCUGCCAAGCACCCCUACCAAGCUUGUGCUGAGCAGUCGAUCUAGCUAUUCAUAUCGGCAACCGACGGCUCGAAUCUUGACCAAGCAAUAGACGGUCCAAACAUGUAUGCGCUCAGAUUUCAUGCCGAGAUAAACGGCCGGAUGCCGCUCGGCACCUACUUGGAAGGGGGUGCUUGGUUUUGUUUUGUCCACAUUGGUGUGUUUUUUUUUGGCUCUGUUGUGGAGUUAGAGAGUUGCCAUGGAAAGGAACAUGGCCUCGUAUAAUUGAAGGUCCACUUUUUUUUGUCGUAUAAUUAUGGAUGUGGUAUAGUCUGGUGGCUUUUUCUCGUACUCAUCUUGAUGAUUGAAAUCGAAAUUGUUCAGUACCGUGCUAAAAGUUACGCUAAUUGCGUAUCGAUUGAUGUGAUUCAAACUGCAUUUGAGUUGAUUAAGAAAAAAAGAUUGCAGCAUUG